AUGGCGACUCCAGAGAAGAAAGAGGAGGCCAAGAAGGUCAAGCCGUUGCUCGAGCUGGCCAAAUGCUCCAAAGCUACUCCUGCGCCGGACCCCGACGAGUACGGACCCAUCAUCACUAUUGAAGUCGGUACCGGGCCGCACACGCGCAAGUUCUAUGCCUACAAAGGCCUCCUUUCUCACUAUUCCUCCUACUUCAAAGCUGCCCUGAAGGACGACUGGAAAGAAGGUACUUUUAAGACUGUUGAACUAAAGGACGAGAAUCCGGAGGUCUUCCAGGCGUUCUUCCGCUGGCUCUAUACAGGAAAGCUCUACUUCGCGCUCGACGCUUCAGGGAAAAUUCCUCUGAGUGAGCAGCUUAUUUGCGAGAUCUAUGUGUUUGGCGACGCACGCGGAAGUACCGACCUCUGUAACACCGCAAUCGACCUGCUUCUUCAGAAGACACAUCAGGAGUGGAAAGUCCCGCUGAACCAAAUCGCCUAUGUGUACGAAAAUACCCUUCCAGGAUCAGCUCUUCGAAAAUAUCUUGUGGAUGACGUCGUCGAAACUUAUCGUUUCGGAGAUCUUUCAGACCUGAGCCAGCGGGAAUCUGAGUUGUCGCGAUAUCCCCAAGAGUUUCUUGCCAAUAUUGUCGUAGCAUUCAUGGCUCUCGGAUCGACUCCCAUUCCGUCAAGUGCAGGGUAUGGGAAGCUGCCUUUCGGCCAGGCCAACUGGGGCACGUACAUCAAGCCUUUGAUAUGUUCAAAGUAUCACGAUCACCCAACACCUCCAGCUUGA
Messenger RNA from Alternaria novae-zelandiae, 774 nucleotides. RefSeq lists its product as uncharacterized. Gene Ontology annotation, molecular function: protein binding. The coding region runs from base 1 to 774 and encodes 257 amino acids. The transcript is spliced from 2 exons. NCBI's taxonomy places the organism in Eukaryota, Fungi, Ascomycota, Dothideomycetes, Pleosporales, Pleosporaceae. The record is from RefSeq and is a predicted model, not a curated record.